GAUCGAUGAAGAGGAAGACGAGGAUCGAGCGCAAGCAGACGUCGAAUUCGACGCAGCGGACUGACGGGAGGUGCCGAGGAGCAGAGCUCGCGGAGGGCCGGGCAGGGUAGCGGAGGAGAGCAGCAGGGCCAGAAGCGAGGGAAGGCAGCGAGGAGACGUCGCGUGGAGGCCUGCGGGUCCGGCGUCGGUUUAAUUUCUCGGAAACGAGGGGUUCCAAUUGCGCUUUGCAGGGAGGGCGAUUAGAUUUUUUGUAGGAAGAUGAUGGGCUCGAGAAGGAAAUGCACUCCCUCAUGUCCGCACCAGUCGUUUAGACUGCUUUCGCACCAGCGUUUAUUGAUCGUUACCUCUCUCUUUCUUCGAGCUCUGAAUGUGUACGCUUCUACUGCUGCCUCGUACCUGCAAGAAGGUGAUGCUGCGGUUGCCAAUGGUGACUACACUAUCGCGGUCCGUCAUUAUAGCAGUUUUAUUGAUUUGAAUCCUGCUGCAGCAAUAGGCUACUCCAAGCGGUCGGCGGUUUAUGUACAGCAAAAAAAAUACAAGGAAGCCAUCUAUGACUUGGAUAAAGCUGUCGAAGUUGAUCCAGUAUUUGUUCAGGGUUAUUUGAAUAGGGGCCGCCUUUUUCGACAGAGCUGCAGGUUUGAAGAGGCGGAAAAAGAUUUCAAUAAAGUUAUUGAGAUCAACCCGGAGCACACAACCUCAAGGAAAGAACUUGCGCAGUCCUUGCAAGCCAGGGAGAGCCUUUUGGAUGCUCUUUCUGCCUUUGAUGCUGGUGAUAGCUCAAAAGCGCAGGAACUUUUGCGCAAAGUUUUCUUCCUAUCCCCUGAAUGCCUCAAGGCAAGAUUAUUACAAGCAAAGCUGCUGCUGAAGACUAAGGACUACGAUGGAGUUGCAGUAGAGGCGGGACAAGUCCUUAAGCAAGACGAUACCAACUUGGAAGCUCUGCUCUUGAGAGGACAAGCUUACUUUUAUCUUGGAGAUAAUGACCUUGCUCUCAGACAUUACCAGUCAGGCCUUCGAUCCGAUCCGGAGCAUAGUGGGCUGAAGAAAGAGUACCACAAGCUCAAAGCCCUCAUAAAAAAGACGAAGAGCGCUGAUGAGGCUGCAUCGAAGGGCAAGUUCCGUUUAGCUGUUGAGGAGUAUCUGGCAGCACUGAACAUUGCACCGGAUCAUGAUAUCCACAACGUGAAACUCUACAUGGGACUCUGCAAUAUUUGUGUCAAGCUUGGACGCGGCAAAGACGCAGUUGAACACUGCUCCUCCGUGUUGAAAAUAAAUGAAGAAAAUUUGGACGCUUUGGUUCAGAGAGGUGAAGCUAAGUUGCUAAUUGAAGACUUUGAAGGCGCUGUUGCGGAUCUCAAAGAAGCUGUGCAAAAAUCCCCACAGGAUCGAAGCAUAAGAGAGAUACUCCACAAGGCAGAAAAAUUACUGAAGGUAAGCAAGCGCAAGGACUGGUACAAGGUUCUACAAGUGGAUAAGAUGGCGUCAGCAGCCGAUAUCAAACGCGCGUAUAAAAAGCUUGCUCUACAGUGGCAUCCUGAUAAAAAUGUUGAAAAUCAAGAAGAAGCCGAAGCGAAGUUUCGAGAGAUUGCAGAAGCGUACGAGAUUUUGGGUGAUGAGGAGAAGAGAGGUAGGUAUGAUCGCGGCGAGGAUGAAGAGCAAAACAUGGGUGGUCCUGGAUUCGACCCAUUUCAUGGGGGUGGCCAAACAUUUACAUUCUACUAUUGAUGGAGUUUUUUCUCGUAGGUUUCCAUCAACAUUCUUUUUGAAAUUGAAUAAGAUCUUAGAUUGGCUCUUCACCCUGCCGCGGAAGAGAGUAGUAAGGGUGGCGUGGGCAAGCUUGUGACUUGGGUGAGGGGCAGUUAACUUGCCUUUUACUCUACAGGCCGGAUAGUUCUUACUUUGUAUAAAGGAAACAAGUGUUAAAGAUAUGAAAAGAUGUUUCACUUGGGGUGAGACUUGCAAAGAUUCUGUUCUGCGGAGAACUCUUUGUUCAAUAUCAGAACGAGUAAGGAAGCCGGAAAUUGAUGUGUUGAAACGUAUGU
Molecule: messenger RNA, 2042 nt
Organism: Marchantia polymorpha subsp. ruderalis
Lineage: Eukaryota; Viridiplantae; Streptophyta; Marchantiopsida; Marchantiales; Marchantiaceae
Source: the annotation of a GenBank genome assembly